Messenger RNA from Aspergillus saccharolyticus JOP 1030-1, 1405 nucleotides. Its product is annotated as Rab family GTPase. Gene Ontology annotation, molecular function: GTPase activity; GTP binding. Lineage: Eukaryota; Fungi; Ascomycota; Eurotiomycetes; Eurotiales; Aspergillaceae. The transcript is spliced from 4 exons. The coding region runs from base 282 to 1070 and encodes 262 amino acids. The record is from RefSeq and is a predicted model, not a curated record.
UUAGCAUCUCUCGCUACUCUCUCUCUCUUCCUCGCCGUCGUCACUCUGCCUCCUCAUCCUCCUCUCGCAUCGCUGCCCUUCUUUACCGCCAUUUCGAUUUCUACCUCCUGGCUACUCCCUUCCGAGCCUAUUUUUUGCCAUCUGUAUUGCCGGCCUGAGCCGCCCCUCGCGAGCAGAAAUCCGGCCCUCAACGACCCAUAAUCACCGUGGCUGUUAGCCUAUUCUGCACGACGACCUGAUUGAAUUUCCCCCAUCCUGAAAUCGUUGGGCUCUUUACGGCCAUGUCUGAGUCAACCAGCGCCAAUACCGCGAAACCGAGCAGCAGCGUCAAGCUGGUACUUUUGGGAGAAGCGGCGGUUGGAAAGUCGUCAUUGGUGCUGCGAUUUGUCAACAAUGACUUUCAAGAGAACAAGGAGCCAACAAUUGGAGCGGCCUUCCUGACCCAAAAAUGUUCCCUUCCGACGCGGACGAUUAAAUUCGAGAUCUGGGAUACCGCUGGUCAGGAGCGGUUCGCCUCGCUUGCACCCAUGUACUACCGAAACGCCCAAGCGGCUUUGGUGGUUUACGAUGUUACCAAGCCGUCCUCGCUCACCAAGGCUAAGCACUGGGUGGCUGAGCUCCAACGCCAGGCCAGCCCCGGGAUAGUCAUCGCCCUCGUCGGUAACAAGCUGGACUUGACAAACGACGCGAAUGAAGCGGCGGGUGAGGCGCAGGCCGAGGGAGAACACGAGUCCUCGCCAGCCGAGGGAGACGAGGCCACCGAGGAAUCUCAAGAGGAACAAGACGCUUCGAGCGGAGACGCUCGGAAGGUGCCGACACGUGAGGCUAGCGCCUACGCGGAGGAAGAAGGCCUAUUGUUCUUUGAGACCAGUGCCAAGACUGGAGUAAACGUUGUCGAUGUUUUCACCGCUAUAGCCAAUGCGAUCCCCGAGAGUAGCCUGAAGAGCGGUCGUGGAGCAGGCGCAGGCACCGGACAGACCAGUUUAAGCGGCGGUCGCCCGGCCGAGGACUCGCGGGUCAACCUAGGCGAGAGAGGCGCCGCGACAGCCAAGGAAGGAUGUGCAUGCUGAUACCAAAUUGCUUUUAUAAUUGCUUGCCUUUUUGUUAUUGUUGUCUUUUCUGCCUCUCUUAUGGUUCUGUUCUUUUCAAUACAAUACCAGGUUGAUUACAGGUUAAUGUGUUCAUCCUCAGGGGGUUUGGAUUGUCAGCGCCUGAGAGACUGGUUCUACGGUCCGAGUCGUCUCAGCUUGUUGUUUUGUAUCAGUCGGCGACAGCGUUUUCCAAUUAUGCCAAUUUCCCGGACUCCGACUGGGGAGGAGAUCAAGAUGUACAGAUGAUGGAUGCAGUGGCGGGAAUGGGAUUAGAACGAGAACCGUCCGUCACGUACUGACUGGAUAAUAAUGCG